Molecule: messenger RNA, 1383 nt
Organism: Aspergillus candidus
Lineage: Eukaryota; Fungi; Ascomycota; Eurotiomycetes; Eurotiales; Aspergillaceae
Product: Rab family GTPase
Exons: 5
Coding region: 235-891 (218 amino acids)
Molecular function (GO): GTP binding; GTPase activity
Source: RefSeq, a predicted model, not a curated record
ACCCGGCCUACUGACUACUCACUAUUCAACCUCCCGCUAUCCAACCGUCUACUCUUCACUCCUCUCUUCAUCUCGCCCUUCCAUAUCAUACUCUCCUCCCCCACCCCCUAUUUAUCUCAUUUGGCUGUUCGUUUUUCGCCUGGAUCUUUCGCUCUCUUUCUCAUUCAUAUCUCCCAUCAUCCUACCCCCCUUUAUUUGCCCGUUCACCGGUGGUUUCAUUUCUCAUCUGUCAUCAUGGCUUCCAGAGCCGCAGCAGGCGCCCGUCCCGGUGCGAGGUUCGCUCAGUUCAAGCUGGUCCUGCUCGGAGAAUCUGCGGUCGGAAAGAGUUCGCUCGUGUUGAGAUUCGUCAAAGAUCAAUUCGACGAUUACCGAGAAUCCACCAUUGGCGCCGCCUUCCUUACACAGACCAUCUCGCUGGACGAAAGCACGACAGUCAAGUUUGAAAUCUGGGAUACCGCCGGUCAGGAACGUUACAAGUCGCUGGCUCCCAUGUACUAUCGAAAUGCGAACUGCGCCGUCGUCGUCUACGACAUCACACAAGCGUCAUCGUUGGACAAGGCCAAGUCGUGGGUGAAGGAACUCCAGCGUCAAGCGAACGAGAACAUUGUCAUCGCUCUGGCGGGCAACAAGUUGGAUCUCGCCACGGAGCAGCCGGACAAGCGUGCGAUCCCGACGGCCGAUGCCGAGGCCUAUGCCCGCGAGGCCGGCCUGCUCUUCUUUGAGACCUCCGCCAAGACCUCGUCGAAUGUACGGGAGCUGUUCACCGCGAUUGCAAAGAAACUGCCGCUCGACCAAGCGGGCCCGAGAAACCUGCGCACGAACCCGCGGCCCGGCGUCGACCUGCGGCCGGAGGCUCCCGGCACCCAGGGGGCGGGAGCUUGCCAAUGUUAAGCUGUUCUGUUGGGUGGUGGGAAAUUGUUGAUGUCCGACUCCGCGUUCGUUUCCAUGUUUUCUAGAUGCGACGGGUGCAGGUUUCCUGACGGGUAGAAGUGGACAGACCAUGACUGCCGUGCGCAGUAUACUCCUGGGCAGUGUUCUCAUUGACGGCGUUUGCUAUGGACAAUGGGAUCCCCUUCUGAUGGACGGGUUCUGGUUUGAUCCACCUUAAUGUGGGGUCUUUACUGUGGAAGACAGUCUACGGACUGCCAUCAUCUUUGUCCGGUGGAUCUGCGCUCUAGAUAUUAUGCAGCAGGACUGUGCCUGCGAUCUGUUUCUUUUAUCUCUGUGUGCCCCCUCUAUCUGCCUCUGUUUCUUCCGGCGUCUAUUUCUGUUGGGCUGAAUGCAUGUCACUUUUUUUUUCCCUUUUCUUUUCUUUUCUUUUCUUUUUCUGUUUUCUUUUCCCCUUCGCUAUCUGGUCUUCUCGACGACUGUCGUACGCUAUCA